This is a messenger RNA of Spodoptera exigua (beet armyworm), 2689 nucleotides long. Lineage: Eukaryota; Metazoa; Arthropoda; Insecta; Lepidoptera; Noctuidae. The record is from the annotation of a GenBank genome assembly.
AUGCAGAACAACCCCCAGGAGCUUUCAUGGCAGGCGAUUCAGGCUAUCGUCGGGGUUAAACUUCCACCAAAUGUACUACGAUUUGAUGAUAUCGGAUUCCACUUAGUCAACAAUACUGUUUCAAGCGCUGAAGAUUCUGAUUCUGAUGUAGAAAUAGUCGAAAAUGAUUGGGAGUCUGAUAAUAAUGUGUCCUCCAGACCCGAUCAUUCCGACAAUGAAAAAACCACGUCCCCUGAUAGGGAACAAAGUGAGUCACCCGUUUUACGACUCAUAGAACCCGACAAUAACAAUACAGGCAAAGAGACGUUAGAUUAUAGAGAAUAUGUCGAAAAGAUUGAAACUAAAGAUAUUUCUCCUAAGGAACAUAUGACACAAAUCCAAAUCGACGAUGCUGAUAGUUCAAAUGGUAAUGUUAUGUCCAUUGAAAACUACUUGGAGGUCACUUUGUCAACUGACUCUGAGGCUAGUCAUACUUGCAGCCAAUGUAACCAAAUGUUUUCAAACGAAAAUUCUCUGGCUUCACACAAAUGUAGUGCUAAACCCACCGAAGAAAAAAAGUACCCCUGUCAUGUGUGCUCAGAAAAGUUUCCUAGCUCCUGGGAUCUCAGAAAACACCUAAGCAGCCAUUUUCCUGGAAUGCUGGAAUCCAAGUCAAGCUUUUGUCACCUUUGCCAAAAAGACUACACAAAAACAGGAUUCAUGAAUCAUUUACGUAAACAUACGGGUGAGCGUCCAUUUGUAUGUGAACUUUGCCAUAAGGCAUUCUCUCAGUCAAGUUCACUUUCUAUACAUAUGAAAUUCCAUCUUAAUGUAAGAAAGCAUGCUUGUACUGUAUGUGAAAAGAAAUUUGUAACCAAAAGUGAACUAUCACGUCACAUGACAGUGCACACUAAACAAAAGUCUUAUUACUGUGGAGUAUGUGACAAAGCCUUCACUCGCUCAGAUAAUAUGAAGAAACAUGAGAAAACUCAUGGGUAAAAAUGUCCCAGAAUUUUUAACUGUGAACAAUGUCAUAAUAUAACAUGCAAUUGAAUUGCAUUCUCAAAUCAAAAUUAUCAAUAAUGUCUGGUCAAUUCUGUUGCCAAAAACACUGUAGUUAUUACUUUUCAACAAGCUAUAAUUUCUGAUUCUCUUAUUGCCAAAAAAUUAGUUAUAAUAUGUUUGUUAAGAAUAGAACUUUUACAUUGUUUAUACUAAAUUUAAACCUAUCAUGAUCUAGUUCAUAUUUUAGUCAUUAUGGUGUGUUUCUGUGUUUAUGCGAGUGUUUUAUAACACUCAAUGUGUGCUGCUGUAAUUGCUUGCAAUUUUUUUUAUUUAUAUUAUUUUCAACUGUAUGUUUGGGUUAAUACUAGUGAAUUAGUAAAAUGUAUUUGCAGGUGCUUUACAAUAAGGUCACACAUAUCUCAAUCCAAUGUUGCCUUUUAGAUAUGAUAAAGUGAUAUUUUAAUAUAUGGAUAUUUAUGUAGGUGGAAUGUCCAAAGGUCCGAUAGCCUUAUUGUAAUGUUUACAUUAGAUAAAGGGAAAUGUGUUGGUAAUUCAAUUAUGAGGCCUUUGAAAAGAUAUCACUAAUUAUUUUUGUAAGCUUAUUAGUAGGGGUGACCAUUGUGGGUUUUGGGAUUUACUUGAGUAUGAAGGAUGAACAUAAUAUCUGGUAACCUCCUAACUAGUGCCAGUUAUAAAAGAUGUAUGUAAAAAGCUUAAGAUAUUUGCUUUUUUACACUACAGUUGCAUAGAAUUAAUUAGUAAUGUUAUUUCACCAACCUGGGUGGGUUUCACCAAUCUGAAAAUAGUGUCCUGAAUUUUCAUGAUACUGCAUCAUCCUCAGCCAGUAUCAAGACUUAGGCGUUACCAUUAUACUGUAUUGCAGUGUGCACACAAGUUUCAUUAAUGGAACAACUUUUAGGUUCCUAUUCAUACUCAAAAUUAAUAACAUAAGUUGAAUAAUAACAAAACUCCAAAUGGCCAACAGGUCCUUCUAAAAUUCAAGUAAAUACCAAUUUAGCACUAUGGGCUUCCCUACUGCAUAUACAUAUUAUUAUUAUACAUGAGGAAUGGUACUAGACCACCAGUUGAUGAAAACUUUGCCAAAUUUUUAGAUAAGUAUUUCAAGUGAUUUUAAUUACUGUACUGUGUUGUAACCAAAGCAAUAACAUUUUUAAUGUGCCUAUUCUUUAUAAUAAUUAUUAUAGAUACAAGUAUACCAAAUAAUUUAAUUAUUUAGAAUUAAUAGAUUUAAUAAUUGAAACUGUAGGUAACAAGUAAGUUACAAUUUUCCAACUGUGAAUGAAAUAUGAGGAAAUAACUUUGAUUUCCUUUAUGGUCUCCUAAUAUAUUAGUUAAGAUAGUGAACAACAUUAAUGAUACAUAAGUUAAAGGUUUAUGAAAUGAGACCUUUAUUAAACAUCACAAAUGUUUAACAGUGCACAUAUUUAUUUGUAACUGUUUAGGAACAUUAGUUAAUUAGUUUGCUAUUUGAUAGACAAGGUCCUUUGCGAUAAGACUUUUAGACCAAAAUAAGUAACAAAAAUCCCAAAGAAUGUACUGUCAUAUUUUAUGAUUGGCUAUAAAACCAAAGGCUACUAACUUAUUUUGUGCCACUUGGAUUUCAUAUACUGGUUGUAAUAUAAUGCCUUAUUAUAAAGUUAAUUUUAACUAAAGUAGACAAUAAACUAUAUAUAUUAUAUUAUAU